AGAGAGGAAAACAGAUUAGGAAAUCCUUGUUUCCAAGGAAGAUAACUUUCCAACGAAGGACAAUCCAGAUACUUAAGUUCCUAGAAUUCAUAACAAGCAUGGCUGAGUCCUGGCUGGCAUUUCUGGUAGCUGCACCUCGAAUCAUUUGAAGGACAUCGUUUCAGGACAGGUCUGCUGCUCACAUAGUGAUCCGAUCAUCACUUUGAAAAACCGUUUUAUAACCAUAAGUUCUAUAUGAAAAAGUAUUCAUGCUGUUACUUGUAUUCAGAGAGGAUUUUAAAACACUGGAUUGAAGCAUUAAUUAAAAUAGCUGACAUUUAUGACUGAUGCACUUGUUUUGUUUUGGUAGAAAGCAAUUAAACUGCAAUGGGACUAGACUAUAGCCCUCCUGAAAACAGCAGCAACUGCACCAAAGACAGCAAGAUGAAUCAAGUUCUCUUUCCUUUGUUAUAUACUAUUAUCUUCUUUAUUGGUAUAAUCAUGAAUGGCUUGGCCAUGGGAGUUUUUUUCCAGAUCCCCAGCAAAUCGAAUUUCAUUGUCUUUCUCAAGAACAUAGUGAUUUCUGACAUUCUGAUGGUAUUAACCUUUCCAUUCAAAAUUCUCAGUGAUGCAAAACUGACUUCCUGGAAAUUGAGAGGGUUUGUUUGCAAGGUGACCCAGGUCACAUUUUACUUCACCAUGUACAUCAGCAUUAUUUUUUUUGGACUUAUAACAAUUGAUCGAUAUUUGAAGACUAUCAAACCUUUCAAAUCAUCAAGAAUUAACAAAGCAUCAGGAGCCAAGAUUUUGUCUGUAAUUAUCUGGGUUUUCAUGUUUUCUGUUUCCCUCCCAAACAUGAUUUUGACAGACAAGAAGCCAACAUAUGAGAAUGUGAAGAAAUGUGCUGACCUAAAAUCUUCCUUUGGACUACUAUGGCAUGAAAUUGUUACAUAUAUUUGCCAGUUUAUUUUCUGGAUUAAUUUUGUUGUCAUAGUUGUAUGCUACAUACUCAUUAGCCAGGAACUGUACAAGUCCUACAAAAGAACAAGACGUUUGGGAAAGGCAAACAAGAAGACUGUGAAUAUCAAGAUUUUCAUAAUUAUUGGUGUGUUUUUUGUCUGCUUUGUUCCUUUCCAUUUUGCUAGAAUUCCUUAUACUCUGAGCCAAACCAGAGAUGGUUUUCUGUGUUCAACCCAGAAUAUUUUGUUUUACAUAAAAGAGACCACUUUGUGGUUGACUUCCUUGAAUGCAUGCUUAGACCCAUUCAUUUAUUUUGCCCUCUGCAAAUCAUUUAGAAAGUCUCUUUUAAAUAAUUUGUACAAAUGUUUAAGGAAAACAAGAGAGGUUCAUAGUAAAGAAACUACAGAUGAGGAGACACCAAUGUAGAUAAACAAGAAAUCCAGCCAAAUAUAGUUUGUAUCACUCUGAGGCAAGUUAUAUUUUCUAUUAGAAAUUCGUCAUUCUUGGUUUUAGAUAAAUCAGGAAUCACACAUAGCCCAUGAUACCAACAACCAACUACAGAAUUAUCACUGCUACAUUUUCUUUUAAUAUCACAGCUACAAAGAUUGAUUCACACUAAGAAAAAAUUAACUGGACAGUAACAAAAAUUCUGAAAAAGGCUCUUUAGAGGAAGGCAGGGAGCACUAAGUAUACAAAAAAAAUAAAAGACUAUUAAGAAGUCCAGUAAUAGUGAUAAGUAGACAUCACUCAGAAAUCCUAUAGAUUUAGAAAGAAAAAGGUGUUUCAAAAUCUUCAACCCAGAAAUUGCUAUUAGUAAUUUUACAUCUUUUUAAGGUCUAGUUCCCAGACACUCUAAUAAUCAAUACCUUCAACUCCCUUUACCUUCAGAAAGACAAAACUAUUUAUGCAUCAAUAAAUUUAUGCAUCAAUUUUUUUUCAAAGAACCUUGGGGCCCUUGUUUCUGGAAUAAUUGGAAGUCUGCCUUUCUUGGAUUACUUAUGUAAACUUUACCAAGCAAUAUAUAACUUGGAAGUUUGUUUAAUUAACAAAACUAAACAAUGCUGGCAGUUAUUCAUCACAAAUAAUUUUCCCCCAGAUUGUGGAAAAGAAGCACCUAGUUUUGUUUAUAACAAUCUACUACCACAAGUAUUUAAGAACACAGAAUAAGCAUUACUAUAAGCAUUACUUUAUAAUAUUAUGUUAUAAGGCCAUACCAUUGUUUUUUACAUUAGAAUAAGAUUUUAUUUGCUGAAUAUUGUUGUCUGAUUAUGAACUGUACCAUCAAAUUGAUGAUAUUUAGUGACCACGUAGAUUUUUUUCCAGGAUUUUGUAUCAA
Molecule: messenger RNA, 2275 nt
Organism: Pseudonaja textilis
Lineage: Eukaryota; Metazoa; Chordata; Lepidosauria; Squamata; Elapidae
Gene: P2RY12
Product: purinergic receptor P2Y12
Biological process (GO): blood coagulation; G protein-coupled receptor signaling pathway
Cellular component (GO): membrane
Molecular function (GO): G protein-coupled purinergic nucleotide receptor activity
Source: RefSeq, a predicted model, not a curated record